Molecule: messenger RNA, 2602 nt
Organism: Spea bombifrons (plains spadefoot toad)
Lineage: Eukaryota; Metazoa; Chordata; Amphibia; Anura; Pelobatidae
Gene: DCBLD2
Product: discoidin, CUB and LCCL domain containing 2
Exons: 15
Coding region: 196-2277 (693 amino acids)
Source: RefSeq, a predicted model, not a curated record
AAAAAAAGGAAAAAAAAAAAUCUGGCUGAGCAGCUCUGUUACCCACCGAUCUCAGCGCGCUCUCCCGGGCUCUUGGUCCGGUCACAUAACGGGGAAAGCUGUGUUGUGAACGGCGCACGCAGUCGCCGUGCCGCAGGUUUAGCUCCUUCCCCGCGUGGGACGCGGGAUUACUGGGGAGCUUGCGGGACUGCGGGGAUGGUGAGCAAGCAACUAGCCCUGGUGCUUUCAGGCUGCAUCCUCUCCUUUCUGCUCAGGAGUACGAGGGCUCAGAACGGUGACGGCUGCGGUUACACGUUGCUUGGACCAGAGAGUGGUACGCUUACAUCCAAAAACUACCCCCAGACCUACCCCAACAGCACCGUAUGUGAGUGGAAGAUCCAAGUCAGGCCAGGAGAUCGCAUUCAGCUAAAAUUUGGAGACUUUGAUAUUGAGGACUCUGAUUCUUGCCAUUCCAGUUACUUGAGGAUUUAUGAUGGUUUUGGUGCCACGAGGAGUGAGAUAGCUAAAUAUUGUGGCUUGGCGCUGCGACCAGAAGACAGAAUUGAAUCCAAAACACACGAGAUCACUGUGCUUUUCAUGAGUGGGAUCCAUAUUUCAGGACGCGGAUUUCUUGCUUCAUAUUCCACCACAAACAAAACAGAUCUUAUUUCUUGUUUGGAGAAAGCCAGCAGGUUUUCUGAGCCAGAAUAUAGCAAAUACUGCCCAGCUGGUUGUCUGACACCAUUCGGGGAGAUUUCAGGAACCAUCCCACAUGGCUAUAGAGAUUCCUCGUCGCUGUGUAUGGCUGGUGUACACGCUGGAGUGGUUUCUAAUGCACUCGGCGGACAAAUUAAUGUGGUAGUCAGCAAAGGCAUUGCGUACUAUGACAGCUCUCUGGCAAAUAACAUCACAUCCACGGUUGGGUCAUUGUCAGCAAGCCUCUUUACUUUCAAGACAAGCGGGUGCUAUGGGACUCUAGGAAUGGAAUCUGGUGUAAUUCCUGACUCCCAGAUAAGCUCUUCCUCAGUCCUGGAAUGGACCGACCACACGGGGCAAAACAACGUAUGGAAGUCGGACAAAGCAAGACUGAAAAAGCAGGGGCCAGCCUGGGCCGCGUCAUUCAGCAAUGAGAAGCAGUGGCUUCAAAUUGAUCUGAACAAGCUGAAGAGGAUAACUGGCAUCAUUACAACCGGAUCCACCAUGUCCAGCUUCAACUAUUAUGUCUCCUCUUACAAGAUUCUGUACAGCGAUGACGGGACCAAGUGGACGGUAUAUAGAGACCCCAAUGUGGACAAAGACAAGAUAUUCCAGGGAAACUAUGACUAUUACAAUGAGGUUCGCAAUAACUUCAUUCCUCCGUUUGUGGCUCGCUUUGUGAGGAUCAAUCCUGUAAAGUGGCAGCAGAAAAUCGCCAUGAAAGUGGAAUUGCUUGGAUGUCAGUUUAAUGCCAUUUUGAUUCCAAAAACUGUUCCUCCACUUUUAAACCCACGUGCCAAACACGUCCCAACACAUAUAGAGAAGACCACCUCUCCCCCUGAGAUAAAGAACACGACAGUGACGCCCAACAUUACCAAAGAUGUUCCGCUGGCAGCCAUCCUGGUUCCUGCGUUAGUCAUGGUUCUCACCGGCUUCAUACUGGUCUUAGUCUGCAUCUGGCACUGGAGAAACAGAAAGAAGAAAGCUGAAGGAACCUAUGACAUGCCUUACUGGGAUCGUGCAGGCUGGUGGAAGGGAAUGAAGCAGUUUCUUCCUAAAUCCGUGGAACAUGAGGAGACCCCGGUGCGGUACAGCAGCAGUGAAGUGAGCCGUCUGAGACCAAGAGAAGUGGCUACCAUGUUACAGGCGGAGUCUGCAGAAUACGCCCAACCAUUGGUAGGAGGAACAGUUGGUACCCUUCAUCAAAGAUCAACUUUUAAACCAGAGGAAGGGAAACAGCUGGGUUUUACAGACUUUGACUCGUAUAACGCUACGGACCAGGAGAUAUAUCACGCUUAUGCGGAACCACUGCCUACAAGUGGGCCAGAAUACGCCACACCUAUUGUCAUGGAUAUGUCUGGACACCCUGCUGGAACCAUGUGUUUGCCUUCAACAUCGACAUUUAAGGUUGCAGGGACACAGGCACCUCCGUUGGUGGGGACUUACAAUAAACUAUUAUCUAGGACGGACAGUUCAGCCUCUACACGGGUACUAUACGACACUCCUAAGGGGACUCAAGGGCCGAGUGCUGUGGAGGAAAUGGUGUACCAAGUACCGCAGUGUGUUCCACAGCCAACGGCAAGCAAGGACGUGCCUUCUUAGGUGGUGCGAGCGUCUCUACGAGCAGACGGAGAAAGACCGUGACAACAAAAUGACUGUUUUAUACGAAUACGUUGCUUAAGGUGUAAAUGUCCUUUUAAAAGAGAGCAAAGUAACUUGUUAUCACAAAGAUUUAAGUCGACAACAAAUAUGGGCCAAUAUGUUCAAGCUUUACACGUAACACUAAUUUACUGGACCAUAUCAAAUGCAACGUUUCACAUGCGCAACCACUGAAACAAAUUGUUUCUGUGUAUGCACAUACAGCUGGCAGGAGUCCUAUACACACAAAUGCACACAACUGAAAUAAAAUUAUUUCCCAGACUAAAAA